Messenger RNA from Larimichthys crocea (large yellow croaker), 708 nucleotides. Its product is annotated as death domain-containing protein CRADD-like. The coding region runs from base 291 to 674 and encodes 127 amino acids. Gene Ontology annotation, biological process: regulation of apoptotic process. The record is from RefSeq and is a predicted model, not a curated record. The transcript has a single exon. NCBI's taxonomy places the organism in Eukaryota, Metazoa, Chordata, Actinopteri, Sciaenidae. Gene Ontology annotation, molecular function: protease binding; death domain binding.
UUUAAAUGAAUAUUAAUGAGUCCGCUGAUUAAAUAUUCAUAUAUUCAUCUGUCGCAGAGUUAAAGAAUAAUUACCUCAUUUAAAUAUUCAAUUUCUAAUGGCGGGAAAAGUGAGCGCUCAGUUCCGGAACACAUUGGUUCCGCUUGUGUUUCCAGUCGGACACAUGAACAUGAAGCAGACGGUUUGGGCUCGAAGCUUCAUCCGGUUUGUUUCGUGAUUAAUUAUGUUAAUGAGCUGUUAAUUAGCGCUCGGUUCGGUUCGGCCCGGUCCGGCUCGGCUCUCCGCUCCACAUGGACCCGGUCCACAAAGAUCUGCUGCGGGCUCACCGUCUGGAACUGUCCGGGCAGCUGCUGGUCACCGACACGAUCGUUCCGCUCUUGUUUCAGGAGGACGUUUUAACGGAGGCGCACGUGCAGCUCAUCGAGGCUCAGCUGACCGACCGGAAGCGGACCCUGAAGCUGCUCGACCUGCUUCCGGCCCGCGGGCCACGCGCUUUCCACGCCUUCAUCCGGGCCCUGGACGAGUACAGCUGGGUCCGAGACAGACUGCUGCUGGACCUGCAGACUGGACCGGGACCGGGACCAGGAACGGGACCGGGACCGGGACCAGGAACGGGACCAGGACCAGGACCGGAACCGGAACCAGGACCAUCAGGUGAGUCCAGGUGUAGAUAAACAGCUGAUUCGGAUCAACAUGAAAACAUAAUUU